AUGAGGAAAGAACUUGAAUUCCAAGAGGGAGAUCAUAUGUUUUUGAGAAUCACUCCGGUAACUGGUGUUGGUCAAGCUUUAAAAUCUCAAAAGCUCACACCAUAUUUUAUUGGUCCUUAUCAAGUUAUGAAGCGAGUAGGAGAAGUGGCCUAUAGAGUUGGUUUACCGCCAUUUCUUUCGAAUCUUCAUGAUUUCUUUCACGUGUCUCAGUUGAGGAAGUAUAUUCCUGAUCCGUCUCAUUUUAUUCAAGCGGACGAUGUGCAAGUUAGAGAGAACUUGACCGUUGAGGCAUCUCCCUUGAUAGUAGAGGAUCACGAAGUGAAACACAUGAGAGGAAAAGAGAUUGUGUUGGUGAAGGUGGUGUGGGGAUGA
Molecule: messenger RNA, 372 nt
Organism: Lathyrus oleraceus (garden pea)
Lineage: Eukaryota; Viridiplantae; Streptophyta; Magnoliopsida; Fabales; Fabaceae
Exons: 1
Coding region: 1-372 (123 amino acids)
Source: RefSeq, a predicted model, not a curated record